Messenger RNA from Aspergillus caelatus, 3634 nucleotides. RefSeq lists its product as uncharacterized. Gene Ontology annotation, cellular component: membrane; intracellular membrane-bounded organelle. NCBI's taxonomy places the organism in Eukaryota, Fungi, Ascomycota, Eurotiomycetes, Eurotiales, Aspergillaceae. Gene Ontology annotation, biological process: intracellular calcium ion homeostasis; calcium ion transmembrane transport. The coding region runs from base 26 to 3433 and encodes 1135 amino acids. Gene Ontology annotation, molecular function: P-type calcium transporter activity; ATP hydrolysis activity; ATP binding. The record is from RefSeq and is a predicted model, not a curated record. The transcript has 7 exons.
AAUACUGAUACAAUGAAUAUCCAUCAUGGCCACCUUUACUGACCAGAGACUCGAUACUAACCUUAAUCCGAUGUUUACACACAGCACUGAGAACGUCUCGUUAACCAGUCUUCGAUACGACGACGUCUCUCUGUCCGAAGCAUUGGCCCCUGAUCCGCAAUAUGAGAGUGACUUUGAAGUCGUUGACAACAAGUUUGCAUUUUCACCCGGACAGCUGAACAAGUUGCUGAAUCCUAAAUCCCUCGCUGCCUUCCAUGCUUUAGGAGGCCUUAGGGGUCUAGAGAUUGGGCUUCAAACUGACCUUGUGGCCGGACUUUCUGUGGACGAGAACAGGAUUUCGGAAUCCAUAACAUUCGACGAUGCCACAAAGUGUGCCUUCACGAAGCUAGAUAGCCAGCCGCAACUAUUGAAUGCUGAUAGCCAGACGCCUAUUGUGCAAAGCUCCUCAUCCCAGUUCUUCGACAGAUAUCGGAUCUUUGGUCGCAAUGCAUUACCAGAACCCAGAAGGAAACAUUUUCUCAAGCUACUCUGGGAUGCGUAUAAUGAUAGGAUCAUUAUCCUGUUAACUAUUGCGGCUGUUAUAUCACUAUCGCUGGGGAUAUACGAAGCAGCUAGCGGACAAUCUCAGGUAGAUUGGAUUGAGGGUGUGGCGGUAUGUGUCGCUAUUAUUAUAGUGGUGGCGGCCACAGCCGGCAAUGACUGGCAGAAAGAGAGGCAGUUUGCCAAGUUAAACAGACGAAAAAUUGACCGCGAUGUUCGAGCGAUCCGCUCAGGACGGCCACUUAUGGUACACAUCUCCAACAUCACAGUCGGUGACGUCCUGCACAUUGAACCUGGGGAUUCCCCACCGGCCGAUGGGGUUAUCAUAUCUGGUCACGGAAUCAAAUGCGACGAGUCGUCCGCGACAGGUGAAUCUGACCACAUGGAAAAGGCCACUGGUCAUGAAGUAUGGAGUAGCAUCAUCGACGGAACUGCUACUAGGGAGCUAGAUCCGUUUAUCAUUUCCGGAAGUAAGGUGCUUGAAGGGGUGGGAACAUAUUUGGUUACUAGUGUUGGUUGCUAUUCCACUAAUGGAAGGAUUAUGGCAUCUCUGCAAACAGAAAGUGAACCAACACCCCUUCAGGUCAAGCUGGCUAGAUUGGCAGGGUGGAUAGGAUGGCUUGGAACAAGUGCUGCUUUGCUCCUUUUCUUUGUCCUUUUGAUCCGGUUCUUAGUGCAACUACCUGAUAACGAUGCUUCCCCAAGUGUGAAAGGCCAAGAAUUCAUGGAUAUCCUUAUUGUCGCUGUUACAGUUAUUGUGGUUGCUAUACCUGAGGGACUACCCUUGGCUGUGACUCUUGCCUUGGCUUUCGCUACGACUCGUAUGCUCAAAGAGAACAACCUUGUCCGAGUUCUGCGUGCGUGUGAGACUAUGGGCAAUGCUACCGUGAUAUGCUCUGAUAAGACUGGAACACUUACGCAGAACAAGAUGACGGUGGUGGUGGGGUUACUUGGUGCUAAUGAAUGUUUUGACCAGCAGCCAACCGAGAAUGGCAACCCGUCGACGUCUCCUACAAUACUGGAGACACUAGAAUUAUUUCCUACUAUCUUCAAACAGUUGCUGGUUGACAGUGUCGCCUUAAAUUCGACAGCCUUCGAGGAGGAGCAAGACGGUGGACGUGAAUUUGUUGGAAGCAAGACAGAAAUAGCCCUUCUUCAGCUUGCAAAAGACUAUCUACAUAUGACUGAUCUCACUGAGGAGCGAGCGAAUGCCCAUAUUGAACAUAUAUUUCCCUUUGAUUCUAGUCGCAAGGCAAUGGGGGUUGUCUAUCGUGCUGGACCAACUGGAUAUCGUUUGCUUGUUAAGGGGGCGUCCGAGGUCAUACUCAACGCAUCAACUCGGACAGUAACUACGGGGCCAUCUUUCGCAAAUCAGAUAGUGACAAAACCCAUUUCUGAUGGCAUUCGUCAAGCAAUCUUGGACACUAUUGAUGGCUAUGCGCGGAAAUCCCUACGCACAAUUGGGGUCGUCUACACUGAUCUCUUAGACUGGCCUACCAGUCUCAAUGGAGAUAGCGAAAAGGGCUUUCCCGACUUUGAGUCAUUACUUCGAGAUAUGACGUGGGUUGGGGCCUUUGGAAUCCACGACCCGUUGAGACCUGAAGUCUCUGGAGCAAUCAAGGCAUGCCAUUCAGCAGGCGUCCAAGUUAAAAUGGUCACAGGUGAUAAUAUAAAUACAGCCUCGGCCAUUGCGUCCUCCUGUGGAAUCAAGAAUAGUGACGGCAUUGUUAUGGAGGGCCCGGAGUUCCGAAAAUUGACAGAGAAGGAGAUGGAUGCUAUUGUUCCACGGCUGCAGGUGCUGGCUCGCUCGUCACCCGAUGACAAACGUAUGCUCGUCAAGCAUCUAAAACGUCUUGGUGAAACGGUUGCAGUAACAGGCGACGGGACAAACGACGGACCUGCUUUGACAUCCGCCGAUGUAGGUUUUUCAAUGGGCAUCAGUGGAACGGAAUUAGCGCGUGAGGCGAGUUCUAUCAUCCUUUUGGAUGAUAACUUUAAGUCUAUCGUGACGGCUAUGGCAUGGGGUCGGGCCGUUAAUGAUGCUGUCUCUAAGUUCUUGCAGUUCCAAAUAACUGUCAACAUCACUGCUGUCUGCCUCACAGUGGUAACAGCAAUCUACAGCAACUCCAAUGAAAGUGUGCUAAAGGCCGUCCAGUUACUGUGGGUUAACCUGAUCAUGGAUACUUUCGCUGCUUUAGCGCUAGCAACCGAUGCCCCAACCGAGAAAAUACUACAACGGCCUCCAGUUUCAAGGAAGGCUCCUUUAUUCACAGUCACCAUGUGGAAGAUGAUAAUCGGGCAAUCGAUAUACAAACUGGCCGUCUGUUUCACCCUGUACUUCGCGGGUGAUCGUAUCCUGGGUUACGACACCCGCAUCCACCAAAAGCAAGUCGAGCUCGACACAAUAAUUUUCAAUACUUUCGUUUGGAUGCAGAUAUUCAAUGAACUCAAUAACCGCCGCCUAGACAACAAGUUCAAUAUAUUCGAAGGCGUCCACCGGAAUUACUGGUUUAUGGGAAUCAAUGUGUUGAUGGUCGGUGGGCAAAUCCUCAUCAUCUUCGUUGGAGGCGCUGCUUUCAGCGUCACGCCGCUGGAUGGUGUUCAGUGGGCUAUAUGUAUUGGAUUCUCAAUCUUUUGCAUACCGUGGGCUGCUGUGCUAAAGCUCCUUCCGGAUCGUUAUGUUGCGGUUGUGCUGGAUAUCUCCGUGAAAGCGAUAACUUUACUGCUCUAUCCUUUUAGGAAGCUAUAUCAGGUCAUUACUCGUGGUUUCUCCAUAUUGGGGAAGGCAGUUGGUGCACAAUGGCAAACUAUUAAGUCCAUCUUAGUGCGCACAGGGAAGAAUAGCAGAUCCGGUGGCGAUGAAGAAAAGGGUGAAAGUGCCAGAAAGUUGUGACUGCAAUCAAUCAUUUCUAUGUGGAUGCCCAGGUAGAUGAACCCCUGUCCCCUCCCAUCUCAUCUUUCGUUUCCUCACAUUUUCCCUAUAAUGAACAUGUCUACUCUGUGAGCUAUAAAUAUCUGUAUAUAACUCUCGCAUCAGAGCAUUCGAGGGCAUGCCACCAAAACGUCCCAAUUCAACACUUAAUAUGCAACUGCC